AUGUUUACACUGCGGACGGCGGCGGCCGCGGGAGGAUGGGCCGCCGCUAGGCUCGCAGUCUGGACGCGCCGGGCCGAGCGCAGGGUGGGUGCCCGCGCCUGCAGCGUCCGCGGGGGCGGCGCGGCGGGAGGUGGCAAUCGGCUCCGGGCCUCGCGGCCACAGCCCCCGGCCCAGCGGGCCUUUCCGCGGCGCCGCCUGGCCGAGCCGCCCGCCCACCCCGGGUCCUCGCGGGCAGGAGAACGGAAACCUCCCAACUUCUUGGUGAGUGGCGCCGGGGUCCCGGGCGCGGGGACUCGGGCGGGGAGGGGAGGUCGGGACCGCGCGGGCCGGCCUCGGGAUCCCCCCGCGCGGGGAGUGGGGCGGGGCGCGCGCGCUCCAGCGGGGUGGGGGUUCCGGUCCUGUCGGGGGGCAGCAGCGGCAGCGGGCGGCGGGACUUUGGCGCCCGGCACGGGCUCUGGGGCCCGAGGCCGCCACGGCGCCGCGGUAGCUAAGAAACUCUGCGGCCACGGCGGCGGCGGCGGCGGCAACAGGUCUUUGGUUUCAGGACCGGAGGAACUUGAGCGAAGUCCCGCCUCCCGGCGAUGCUCAUUGGCGGCGUCGGUUAUUUAUCCGUCGCGGAUUGGUUAG
Molecule: messenger RNA, 627 nt
Organism: Equus caballus (horse)
Lineage: Eukaryota; Metazoa; Chordata; Mammalia; Perissodactyla; Equidae
Source: RefSeq, a predicted model, not a curated record